This is a messenger RNA of Sclerotinia sclerotiorum 1980 UF-70, 1167 nucleotides long. RefSeq lists its product as hypothetical. The coding region runs from base 1 to 1167 and encodes 388 amino acids. Lineage: Eukaryota; Fungi; Ascomycota; Leotiomycetes; Helotiales; Sclerotiniaceae. Gene Ontology annotation, cellular component: plasma membrane. Gene Ontology annotation, biological process: zinc ion import across plasma membrane. The record is from RefSeq and is a predicted model, not a curated record. Gene Ontology annotation, molecular function: low-affinity zinc ion transmembrane transporter activity. The transcript is spliced from 3 exons.
AUGUCGGAAUAUACAGUCGAGGUUGUAUGUGGCAGUGGAAAUGAUUAUGAUGGCCGAAUGGGAGUGCGGAUAUCUUCGAUAUUCGUUAUUGGAUUUGGGUCUAUGAUGGGUGCUCUUUUACCAAUAGCUGCAGCAAGAACAAAAAGAAUGAGUGUUCCGCCUCUGGCAUUCUUUAUCACUAAAUAUUUCGGAUCGGGUGUGAUUAUAGCUACCGCUUUUAUACAUUUGUUGGCACCCGCUACGGAAAACCUGUCCUCACCCUGUUUAACGGGUCCAAUUACAGAUUACAGUUGGGCAGAAGGAAUUGCCCUUAUGACAAUUUUCAGCAUGUUCUUCAUUGAGCUCAUGGCUUCACGAUACGAUGUAUUCGGACAGGAUAGUCAUGAUUUGGAAGCCGCCGAUCCUGCAAGGGAUCUUAUCAAACAAAAUACCCGGAAUGAGAAGCAUAGCACAUUAAGAACGCCUUUACCGUCAGAAGCUGCGAAUAGCCCUCAAGCAUCCAGUGCAGUAUUAGAAAAUGAUCAUGCAAGCUCGAUUACUCAAAGGCAGUCAACUGGAGAAGGACCAUCUGAAGUCAGAUCCAGCAUUCCAGGAAGACCUGAUGAUUUAUCAUACCCUCCUGGAGGUGAGGAUCAUCUUGGGCAUCAACGAGAACACCAUGAAGAUGACGAUCAUUUCGCUGCUCAAAUGACCGCAAUCUUCAUUCUGGAAUUUGGUGUCAUAUUUCAUUCCAUAUUUAUAGGUCUCACACUUGCCGUCACAGGUGAUGAUUUCAAUAUUCUUUACAUUGUCCUCGUCUUUCAUCAAACAUUUGAAGGUCUUGGUCUUGGGGCUAGACUUGCUACUGCUCAUUGGCCGAAAACGAAGAGCUGGAUGCCUUGGGCUUUGGGAACAGCUUAUGGUCUUACAACACCCAUUGCGAUUGCCAUUGGCUUAGGUGUUCGUACAACAUUUGCUCCAGGUAGUCAAAAGACUAUGAUUAUUAAUGGUGUGUUUGAUUCUAUCAGUGCAGGAAUCCUCAUAUAUACAGGAUUGGUGGAGUUAAUGGCACAUGAAUUUAUGUUCAAUCAGGAGAUGCGUAAAAGUUCAAUGAAGAUGAUGCUUUUUGCUUUUGGAUGUAUGGUUGCUGGAGCGGGUCUAAUGGCGUUACUAGGAAAGUGGGCUUGA